CCCCAGGUCCUGGUUCACGAGCCAUCAACUUCCUGGAAGUCUACUCUCUCAGGCGACGUCUAUCGCUCCCUCAGUCGACACUAUGGCCCCGAGGAAAUGGAACGCCAAGAGCUGGUCUAUGCUUUCUGCACCUCGGAAAACGCUUUCGUCAGGUCAGCUCGGCGCGUCGUCCGUACAGUGCUACUCCCCCUGCGCUCGCGAGAGUCCCGUGCAUGGCUCCCUGGGCUCCCAGCUGAGAUCGCGCGGCUCUUUGACUGGAUCGAGGACAUCGUGAACUUGCACGCUGCGAUCGCGCGCGCUCUCUCCACGGUGGCGGCGAUAUGGCAGACGGGCUCGAUCGUGCAGCGCGUCGCAGGCACGCUGAAGGGCUUCGUUCCGCGCUUGGAGACGUACAUGCCGUAUCUGGCGAAGUUCGAAGGCAUGAAGGAGGUUGUACGGUGGCACGCGGAACAGGACGGAGGGGAGUUCGGCGAGUAUCUGAGGAUGGCAGAGAGGGAGAGAGCGGAGGACGAGUGGCCCCUCCAAAAGUUGUUCGAUGAGCCCUACGCAAGGCUGAGGAGUUACCUAGACGUGUUCCAGGUACGUCGUUCGCAAAUCCUGAUGAUGAGUCAGACUGAAGGAAUCUCUUAG
This is a messenger RNA of Trametes versicolor FP-101664 SS1, 630 nucleotides long. RefSeq lists its product as uncharacterized. Gene Ontology annotation, molecular function: guanyl-nucleotide exchange factor activity. NCBI's taxonomy places the organism in Eukaryota, Fungi, Basidiomycota, Agaricomycetes, Polyporales, Polyporaceae. The annotation marks the transcript as partial. The transcript has a single exon. The record is from RefSeq and is a predicted model, not a curated record.